GCUCGGUAGAGGAGGGAUUGGUAAGGCGGCGGCAGCAGCAGAACAGCAGCAGCGGCGGCGGCGGUGGCGAGGUGUUAGGUCUGCGCAGCACAGCAACGCCCACAGCUUCGGGGAAGGAGUUCCUGUGGGACUAAAUUAGGCAUUCUAAACCCAAACCGGGUGAGCUGGGCCGAACCAGACGUUGCCGUUCGCACAGUUUUGGUGGCGGUGACAGUCGCUGCUCUUGACUAUAGGGGCCUAUUAGGCCGAGAAUCUGAAUCGAAGAUCACUGGCUCUACACACAUCCUCUUCCACCCUUCUGUCUCCUGUCUUCCUUCCUAAGCCAGCGAUUCCAGGACCCUGGGAAGAGGGUGGCUAAUGAUUAAGGCCGUCCUUAAAGUUUCCCAUGUCUCAAUGGACUCCUGAGUAUAGCAAGCUCUAUACCUUAAAAGUGGAUAUGAAGAGUGAGAUUCCUUCUGAUGCACCAAAGACACAGGAGAGUCUGAAAGGGAUCCUCUUGCAUCCAGAGCCCAUUGGGGCAGCCAAAAGUUUUCCUGCAGGAGUUGAGAUGAUUAACAGUAAAGUGGGGAAUGAAUUCUCUCAUUUGUGUGAUGAUUCUCAAAAACAAGAGAAGGACAUGAAUGGUAACCAACAAGAGCAAGAAAAAAGUGUUGUUGUGAGGAAAAAACGCAAAAGCCAGCAGGCUGGCCCUUCAUACAUGCAAAAUUGUGUUAAAGAGAACCAGGGAAUAUUAGGAUUGAGGCAACACCUAGAAGCACCAAGUGAUGAAGACAAUGACUCCUCUUUUAGUGAUUGUCUUUCUUCUCCUUCAUCUAGUUUGCAUUUUGGAGAUUCUGAUACUGUGACUUCAGAUGAGGAUAAAGGAGUCUCUGUAAGACAUUCCCAGGCAAUUUUGAGUGCUAAAAGUAGAACUCAGAGUGCACGGUCCCAAAAGUGGCCUCCGACUGAGACAGAAUCCGUUUCUGGAUUGUUAAUGAAAAGACCCUGUUUUCAUAGCAGUUCGCUAAGGAGACUUCCAUGCAGAAAGAGAUUUGUAAAAAAUAAUUCCUCACAGAGGACACAAAAACAAAAAGAGAGGAUAUUAAUGCAGAGGAAAAAACGAGAAGUGUUAGCCCGAAGAAAAUAUGCAUUGCUCCCCAGUUCUAGUAGUUCCAGUGAAAAUGACCUCAGCAGUGAAUCCUCUUCCAGCUCAUCAACUGAAGGAGAAGAUUUGUUUGUUUCUACCAGUGAAAACCACCAAAACAAUCCAGCUGUUCCCUCAGGAAGUAUCGAUGAAGAUGUUGUGGUAAUAGAAGCUUCUUCCACUCCCCAGGUUGCUGCCAAUGAAGAAAUUAAUGUUACCUCAACUGAUAGUGAAGUGGAGAUUGUAACAGUUGGAGAAAGCUAUCGGUCUCGUUCAACCCUUGGACACUCCAGAUCUCACUGGAGCCAAGGUUCAAGUUCUCAUACAAGUCGGCCACAGGAGCCACGGAACCGCAGUAGGGUUUCUACUGUGAUACAGCCCUUGAGGCAGAAUGCAGCAGAAGUGGUGGACCUUACCGUUGAUGAAGAUGAACCUACUGUAGUACCAACCACUUCUGCAAGAAUGGAAUCACAAACCACAAGCGCUUCCACUAACAAUUCCAAUCCAUCUACCUCUGAGCAGGCCUCUGAUACUACUUCAGCUGUCACUAGUAGCCAACCCUCCACAGUGUCAGAGACGUCAGCUACUCUUACAAGCAAUAGUAUGACUGGUACUUCUAUAGGAGAUGACUUGAGGAGAACUGCAUCUAGUGCUGUAAUGGAAAAUGGCCCUCCUGCAAUGCCAAGGUUACCUUCCUGCUGUCCUCAGCACUCGCCGUGUGGAGGGUCGUCACAGAAUCACCAUGCGUUAGGACAUCCCCACACAAGUUGCUUUCAACAGCAUGGCCACCAUUUUCAACAUCAUCACCACCACCAUCACACUCCCCACCCAGCCGUCCCAGUUUCCCCCUCCUAUAGUGAUCCUACAUGCCCUGUGGAAAGGCCUCCACAAGUACAAGCGCCUUGUGGAGCAAACAGUAGUUCUGGUACCAGCUACCAUGACCAGCAGGCUUUGCCAGUAGACCUGAGCAACAGUAGUAUCAGAAGUCAUGGAAGUGCUGGUUUUCACGGAGCAUCUGCCUUUGACCCCUGCUGUCCUGUCUCUUCUUCCCGAGCUGCAAUCUUUGGCCAUCAGGCUGCUGCCGCUGCCCCGAGCCAGCCAUUGUCACUAGACGGUUAUGGAUCAAGCAUGGUGGCGCAGCCCCAGCCCCAGCCCCCUGCACAAGCCUCACUGUCAUCAUGUCGACAUUAUAUGCCACCUCCUUAUGCUUCUUUGACAAGACCACUUCAUCAUCAAGCCUCUGCUUGCCCCCACUCUCAUGGAAACCCUCCUCCUCAGACUCAGCCUCCACCCCAAGUGGAUUAUGUUAUUCCUCAUCCUGUACAUGCUUUUCAUUCUCAAAUGUCUUCUCAUGCAACAUCUCACCCGGUGGCACCCCCACCCCCAACUCAUUUAGCCAGUACAGCUGCGCCAAUCCCUCAGCAUCUUCCUCCCUCGCACCAGCCAAUUUCACACCAUAUUCCAGCCACAGCACCUCCAGCACAGAGACUGCAUCCUCAUGAGGUGAUGCAGAGGAUGGAAGUGCAAAGGAGGAGGAUGAUGCAGCAUCCAACGCGGGCACAUGAACGCCCCCCACCCCAUCCACAUAGGAUGCACCCAAACUAUGGUCAUGGGCAUCAUAUUCAUGUGCCUCAGACUAUGUCCUCACAUCCUCGACAGGCUCCAGAGAGAUCUGCCUGGGAACUGGGAAUUGAAGCUGGAGUGACUGCAGCUACUUACACACCUGGAGCUUUGCAUCCUCACUUGGCCCAUUACCAUGCGCCACCUCGACUUCAUCACUUACAAUUAGGAGCACUUCCUUUAAUGGUUCCUGACAUGGCGGGCUACCCUCACAUCCGUUACAUUUCAUCAGGAUUAGAUGGAACGUCAUUCAGAGGUCCUUUCAGGGGCAAUUUUGAGGAACUGAUUCAUUUGGAAGAAAGAUUAGGAAAUGUCAAUCGUGGAGCAUCCCAGGGAACAAUCGAAAGAUGUACAUAUCCACAUAAAUACAAAAAGGUAACAACUGAUUGGUUCUCACAGAGGAAACUGCACUGCAAACAAGAUGGGGAAGAAGGGACUGAGGAAGACACAGAGGAAAAGUGUACUAUCUGUUUAUCUAUUUUAGAGGAAGGUGAAGAUGUGAGACGCCUUCCCUGUAUGCACCUUUUCCACCAAGUGUGUGUUGACCAGUGGUUGAUCACCAAUAAGAAGUGCCCCAUAUGCAGAGUGGACAUUGAGGCCCAGCUGCCAAGUGAAAGUUGACACCAUGUUUCAGAACUCUUGCCCUCCCUCCUUCCCGCCCUCCCGGUACUGCAGUCAACCAAAGAUGGCGUGACUCACCUGCGCAGACUUGGAAGCCUUGAACUUAAGUGCUGGCUCUGCUCUAUGGUACAACUGAUGCUAGACCUACAGUUUAUGUAUACAGUUGAUUUUGAUGUAUUUAUAAAAGCUUUUUUUCUAGAUUUGACAUUUUUCCCUGUAUCAUUUUACUGUAUUUUUGCAUGGUUCCUUGUAUUGCAUUUCUUUGCACAUAUUAUGGGCUUGUGACCCUAAACUUGCAGGCAAGAUUAGCUGCUUUAGUAAGUAGAACUUUGUGGUCUUUUUUUU
Messenger RNA from Pteronotus mesoamericanus, 3709 nucleotides. RefSeq names its product ring finger protein 111 (gene RNF111). Gene Ontology annotation, biological process: ubiquitin-dependent protein catabolic process. Lineage: Eukaryota; Metazoa; Chordata; Mammalia; Chiroptera; Mormoopidae. Bases 386 to 3364 code for a protein of 992 amino acids. The record is from RefSeq and is a predicted model, not a curated record. The transcript is spliced from 14 exons. Gene Ontology annotation, molecular function: ubiquitin protein ligase activity.